Messenger RNA from Chlamydomonas reinhardtii, 5422 nucleotides. RefSeq lists its product as uncharacterized. The transcript is spliced from 2 exons. The record is from RefSeq and is a predicted model, not a curated record. Bases 607 to 2475 code for a protein of 622 amino acids. NCBI's taxonomy places the organism in Eukaryota, Viridiplantae, Chlorophyta, Chlorophyceae, Chlamydomonadales, Chlamydomonadaceae.
CUGCAGAGACACCGCACAGCGAAACAUGUUUGGAGACACAUAGCUCGAUCGCGCGACGGUGCAGCACCAUCAAUGCAACAACAUUUGGCAGGCGCAGACCCGGUCGGUCACCAACAACAGCGUCAUCAGACAAAGUAUACAAUACACAACCAUAAACUAGCAGGGUGUCUUGAUUUGUGGACUGCGCUUGCAACCGCGCAAGCCGCCUAAAACUAGUGUUAAAACUAGUGUCCAACUGCAGGCUGAAAACUUUCAACGGGAGUUUGUGUAGAGUGCAGAAGCCAAACACUUGUUCAAAACUCGCACUCCGGUUGCCCAGAAGGAGGCACGAAGGAGCCCACCUGAGCCCACGUUCCAGGAAUCUAUUCAAAACUCCUUGCUUCAAACUAACUAUGACAUUAAGUAGGUAACCACAAACAUGCGCUUCAAAGUAUGAUGAAGUAUGGUGCCGCUCUAGGGUAGCCCUCGACCCCCAUGACCCGCUGAAACAGCGGCGCUACCUUUAUCAUAACACGAGAUAUGAUGUCAUAUAUUCAACAUUAGCGAAGUCUGCCAACACAUGCAUUGACAGAGUCGUCGCGCAACGAAGACUAGCGGCUCACCAACAUGGGUGACCAUGGCACAGCGCCUCGCUGUGGCGACGUGCUGCAGACCAUGUGGGAGCAAACCCACCAGCAGCUGCAACUAUCGCGCGACUUGGAGGCGCAUUUACAAGAUAUGUUGAGCGCCUCUAAGCAGCUCAGCAGGGACAUUUUUGGGGCGCUGGAGCGCCUUGAAUCGCCCCAAAAACGGUUCACGUCGGCCGUCACGGCGAUGCAGCAGCCGCGCUCGCCGAAGCUGCUGCGUCUUACGCAGCGCGCUGCAUCAUUGCCAGCUGAGACCGCUGGCGUCGGCCGCGCCGCCCCGUCCAUGCAUGACUGUGGCAAGGACCGCUUAGUCAGCGAAACCGCGGCCGGCGGUGCCGGUGGCGCCACGCCCGCUCCCUUCGCGGACGAAAGCGACUGGGGCCGUGUAGCGGUGUCAGGCAACAGCGGUUGGGACGCAACGGGCGGCAGCGGCAGCCAGCAUCAGCAGCAUCAGCAGCAUCAGCAUCAGCAGGGCGGUGGCGGCCGGCUCCACCGGAGCAGCAGUGCCAUCACCAGUGCUGCAUCCUGCCCGCCGCUCGUGGCGGUGCCGUCGCCGGUGCUCAUAACGCUCUGCCAACAGGCGCCGCCGGAGCAGCAGCACGCGCCUGUCCUGUGUGGCGGCAGUGGCGGCGGUCGCAGCACCUCAACCGGUGGCGGCGGCGGGGAUGCCACGGCCGGCGGCGACGACGACAGCGUGCCCAACCAGCAACGAGACGGCCGCCGUCGCCGCCGGCUGCAGCUAGCUCGGCGCAACUCAAGCGCGGCGGCCGCUGCCGCCGUGGCCGCCGCGGCCGCCACUGCUUGCUGCCCUUCGCCGCUUGCUGACAGCGGUCGCGCGGGCAGCUACACAAGCAGCGGCCUGAGCAGUGGCCUGAGCGGCGCGAGCGGCGCCAGCGGCCUACCCGGCCUCGUGGUUGCUGGGGUUGCGGGGUCGGGUCGGCUUCAGGCUACGGGUGGCUAUGCCAUCAGCAGUGGCUGCAGCGUCACUUCACGCUUUGUUCCGAACUACACUCGCACAUCCUGGCCCAUUAUGCCGGCGUCCCCUCCGGCGGCACCGCGCGACCCCGCGACACCAGAAGCAGCUGACUUCCCGUCGUGGCAUGCGGCACCAGCGCGCACUCCACAAAGCUCUUUUCAUCACUGCUUAGACCAGCAUCAGCACCAGCAGCAGCACCAGCAGCAGCGCCAGCCACCGUCUUUCGAAUGCUUACGGAUGCUGCCGGCUGCGGCUGCUCAGGACGCGCCGGCCGCUCCACCUGUUUUCACCGCGGCCCAACAGGUGCCGCCAGCUGAUGAUGCGGCUGCUCCUGGUUUGCGGCAGCUGCUGUGGGCGCCGCCGCCGACUGCCUACCUGUAUGUUGCUGAAGCAUUGCCGCAACAGCAGCAGAGCUGCAUCCCGGCGGCGGCGUCGCCUGCUACUGCUGCCACUGCUGCAGCAGGCUUCGACGGCAGCAGCAGCAGGGACACGUGCCACGAUGUGGAGGUGGAGAGGGCUGUGACUGCGUCGGCGGCGGUGCACCGCCGGCAGCACCACCUCCCGCCGCCGCACGUGCAGCAGCAGGGCCAAGCGAUUUACUGCCGAAUUAGUGAGCCCCCCGGCGGCAGUGGCUUGCUCGUCACUCCGGCGGGCUUUUCCGGAAUUUCUCGGCCUCCUGCUGCUGCUGUUGAGGCAGCGCCCUACGCCUUCACUUCCUCAGGACCAACCGGCACAGCAGCACCAGCACCAGCCGCUACCAGCGGGGCCCGCGGCGGCGCGGGCCUGGAAGAGGCGGGCGAGCAGCAUCUGGCGCUACUGGAGUUUGGAAACAUUGGAUCCGUGGACUUUUGGAACCUGGAUCUCGAUGAUUGACGCUCACGUGCUGCUGGCUGGGAGCCUAAUGAAUGCCCUGUAGAACAGAUAGGGAUGCUUGCGUUCAUGGUAGUUGCGCACGGCCGGUCCGUGCAAGCUUACUUACAUUAGGCCUGCAAUCAUAAGGCGGGUUGUGAAGGGGCGCUGUAGCUAGAUAGCUAGUGGUGGGCUGCUGCUGCUGCUGCUGCUGCUGCUGCUGUGGGCACACAGCACGCAUGUGGGCGGGCAGCAGGUACGACAGCGCCGCGAGCGGGGACACGAGGCAUGUGUACACGCACGCGCGCGGCUACUCAACCGUCUCGUGCACGUGGCUGGGUUGCUAGGUUGCCAGAAGGAAAGCGGACAUGCUUAUUAUUUGCAUGUCUGUUGAUUGUGGGAUCCCAACACGAGGAGGGACUGAACCUGCUGGUAAGAGUUAUGGGGCGUGGGGGCUAGUUGUGGGAUGUGUGUGGCAAUUUUGUGGUACGUACGUAAGGGUGUUAUAUUCAUGUCAAUCGAAAUCUCAAUGACGUCUGUCCGAAUGCGUUCGGGGCAAGGGGCUGGAAAGAGUAAAUGCACGCUGAGCCCUUACUUGCUUGACCUGACGUGACCUUACUUUGAGAGCCGGAGUACUGAGACGUUGCAUGUUGACCUUGGCGGUUUCCUUGCUUUCCAGCAUGGCUACCGUAUCUGCAUUGUCUUUUUUCCUUUUACCUCUGUGAGAACCUCAGUGACCGAGGCUCGGCGGGUUUCCAUGUAUGUUGGCGGCUCCUUUUCGCAGCAGGCUUACUUGUGUACGAUACUGAACCCUCGCCCUCGGACCGCUGGUGCGUACGUACUGAACUCGCACGGUGCUGCUCGCUGGCCCUGUUUCGUUUCCAGGGUUGAAUUGAUUCCACGGUACGUGUCGGAGCGUUUUGGCUGACAGGAUCCAUGACUCGGAAUGACCCGUCGUACGUUGUCGUAUCGACUCUAACUAGUAAUAUUACUCCAAGCAAUCUAUUGUAGCGGGUAAGCUGCGCAUUGCAUCAUGCACAUUGAGUUCGCUCGUCCCAUUUCCACACAUGCCACGCACCCGAUCGCGAGCAAAUGUGUUCAUUUGCUUGGAAUACCGACCCGUGCCCACCGAGCGUGGUGCAGGCCAGAAGUGGCGCCAAAAGCUAGUGACCGGUGCCUGCAUGCACUAUCGCUUGGCAAGGUUGCUUGCUGCUGUACCAUGGGCGGGUGCAUGUGUAUGGUAUGACUACUCGACGCCGCUGCGGGCUGAAUGCUUUGUGCGCGCAAUAGUGUGAAGCCUUGAGUGAAGAAUUCAAGGCUAAGCGCCUCGUCCCGUGACAGGGGGGCGGCCGGGACCGCCUUGUGGUGAUGCGUGGGAGGCUGGAGUUGCUUGGCGGCGUGAACUCCUUUGUUUGCUUGGGGGUGCGGCCGCCCAUCACCGCCUCGCUCUGAACGUAUGGGACUUGCUAUUGCACCGGAAGCUAGUAUUAUUGCGGUGUGUUCCACACUUCCACUGGAAGGCCGCUAUUUACUUGCUGGCGGUUAGUUUCAAGAUUAUGGUCCUAAACAAAAAAAUGCUGCUACUGUUAUCACAUAUGGGCGGGCUGCUUACUUGCGUUGCUGCUGGCUGCGUUCUUGGAUAAUGCGAAACGCGCUCGCUGAUGAUGUAGACGUAUUGGCGGAUUGGAGCCGCAUGUUGCUUCAUCACAUGAACGCGGGGCGCGCUUGUUGAUUGUGAUAGUCUAACGGUGUGUGAUGUUGAGAGGUUGCUUGAUUGGCGUGUACGGCGUCUAUCUGAGUUUGGUGUGCGUGUGACCCUGCUUGAAUGCUUCCGUUUGUUGCAGCGAUACAUGGGUGCGUAGAUAUGUAGGUAGGUGGCGGUGGGUGGCUGUGCAGUGAAGUGUGCAUGCGUGACGCUCCGCGGCCGGCGCGCAGGUCAUGUUCUUGUGCUGUGAUUGCUUUGUCGUACGGGUGUGCGUACGUGAGUGGUAAGCGAGGCCCUUAUUAGCACAGCUGUUGCCCGCGUCGACCUCUCAACACAUACAUGUCAUCCCACGCGCGCGAUCAAUUAAAUGACUGCACGCAGAGGCCUCAAUGAGCUCCUGGUAGGUUGGUUGGUUUAUUCUACAAAACGGUUGGGUGCGUGCGUGUGUGUUGGACGUUGAUUGCUUGGGGUUAGUUAUGGUGUGUUCUUGUGUUAGUUGGAAGUGGCUGGUGUGCUUCACAAAGAGUGCCCCAUGUAUGGGGCACAUACGGUACAUGCACAGUGGGUUGUGUCAUUCGUAAUCAAGGUUACAGGGCGUGCGUGCAGCACUUUCCCGUUUCUUCAAGGUGCGCUCCGUUGAUUGCCCAGUUUCUUCAUGGUGCGUUCCGUUAAUGGUUGGGCAAUCAAGGCAGGUGCGCACGUCGUGUGAUGCGCAGGUUUGGGGUAAGCUAGCUGUUUGCGCUGCUUUUACAUGCGCAGUCGCCGCCUACCUGGUAUGGAGUUGACGGGCGGCAGGGCUGCUGAGACACGGCGUUGGCAACGCACCGAACGAAUGAAUAUCUAUCAGGCAGCAGCAUGCACCUUCUGGGAUCGCUCGCUUCUCACCUUGUCGGUGCGUGGCGCAUGGCGCGUGGUGGGGGUAACGCGACGGACGGAUGGAGGCAUGCAUGGGGCACCUUUUGUCACGCCUGCUGGCUUUGGGUGUCGGUUUCAAACAUGCAUUAUUUGACUGACUGGGCUGGAGUUUGCUUAUGAAAUAAGGUACCGCAAUGGCAUGCACGGGCACACAGCAUGUUGCAAAAGUCACGGAUCAGCGGCCUAUGUACGACCAGGCACCUGUCCGACUAUUUAUCCGAGCGUGCGUGUGUACGCGGGUGUAAGCAGCAGGAUGGAGCUGCCUGUUGCGUGUGCUUGCCUGCGCAAGACUCCAUUGCUUGGAUGGUUGGCAUAAACGCAAACUAACUGCGAGUGUAACCAGAUGUAACA